AUGAAGUGCCACCCCGUGAGCAGAGCUUUCGACUCAAACAUGGAAAUCAUAAUUUUUCAUGAGCUCGUUGAUAGGUUUUCACACCGGCCGCGGUUUCCCGCCGCCCCGUGGCCUAAUUACCGCCGCCUCGUGAUACGUCACCGUGGCUAUUCAAAAAAAUGCACCCGUCUCUCUCCCACCGGGUCGUGUGGUGGGACAACGUCUCGUUUCCGCGAGCAUUUUUAUAAAAACGCAGAGAUCAACCGCGGUCGUCCCGUUCGUUCCCGCUGCGGCUCCGCGCCGCCCGCACCCUUCGUCUCCUUCCCGCUUUUUACGAGACGUAGGGGCCGCCACCCGGGUGGGGGCGGCGACCGCGCGAACGCAAAAUAU
Messenger RNA from Brenthis ino (lesser marbled fritillary), 369 nucleotides. Lineage: Eukaryota; Metazoa; Arthropoda; Insecta; Lepidoptera; Nymphalidae. The record is from the annotation of a GenBank genome assembly.